AUGGCGACCGAGCACGCAGCACCCGCCUUCUCCGUCCCCAACUACCACCACUUCCAGCAGCCGCCGCACUUCGCGAAGCAGUCGCAGGGCGUCUUCGUCGCCAGCACCCGCCUCAACUGCCCCGCCAUGGACCUGCCCAGCCGCGACCCGGCCCAGCUGCCCAACAGCAUCCAGGUCCACGCCCGCCGCAAAUCCGUGCCGUACACGGGCAGCUUCCGCCGCUCCCACACCACCGGUGACAUGAGCACUGCCGACUACGCCGCCCACGACUUCGCCCCGCAGAAGAAGCCGUCGCCGCCGCCGUCGCUCGCCGACUCGGCCUGCUCCGUCUGCACCACCCGCCACUGGGAGUGCGACGGCAAGCGUCCGCAGUGCACCGGCUGCGAAAGGAACGGCCUCUCAUGCCACUUUAGCGAGGCCCCGUCAUCGCCGUCGUCGGACCGCAGCGCCUCGCAGGGCAUGUCGGCCGACGACUUUGUCGAGGUCGGCGACUUGCCGCAAGAGGUGGAGCCGCACCGCGAGCUGAUCGAGGGUGUGCGCCGCGUUUACGCCACCCUCGUCAAGAUGCGCUACAUUCCUGCCGAGGAGCUGAUUUGGCCCCCCCACCACCAGCUGAAGAGCACCCUGGAGCCUCUCGGCUUCGACCCGCGCAUCGUGGACCUGCUGCGCUACCUACCCUACCUGCGGAACACCGUCGUCCAGCGCGCCAGCCCGGAACUCGACCACGGAACCUACGGAAUCAACUACCUCGACCAAGGCGAAGCCGAGGACAUGCUCGAGGUGUCCCGGCCCAACGAAGUCUUCAUCUUCAAGUCCUGCUCCGAUUUCGGCAACUUCUACGUCUACGACAUGGACCGGAAAACCAUGAAGCUCGCCACGCCUUUCCAACUCUACAGCAAGGAAGCCGGCAGACAAGAGUUCGACAACAGGCUCACGGCACGUUCCGCCGGCCUUGUGCUGAACGACCUGGUUGAAGGCUACAGGAACUUGACUCUUGUGCCGAUGCGCGGCCUCCACGGCUACCAGCUGUCGUCGUCGCUCCCCGGAUCCGACACGGAGAUCAAGCGGCUGUAUCUCAGACAUGGCUGGCCCAACAAGUUCGACGGCGAGAGCUUCCAGAAGGCGCUUUCCGAGUGGCUCGAACGCGAGAGCCAGAAGCAGCACGCCGACGUUGGCCAGAUGACGCGCGUUUCUGCCGUCGAGGCGCAAUCCGGCACCCCGAACCGCAAGACGAUGCGCAGCACCCGCAGUCUCCGCGAGAGGCUCCAUCUGACGCGCCGCGCCACUGCCAAUAGAUAA
This is a messenger RNA of Diplodia corticola, 1299 nucleotides long. Its product is annotated as c6 zinc finger domain-containing protein. The transcript has 3 exons. Bases 1 to 1299 code for a protein of 432 amino acids. NCBI's taxonomy places the organism in Eukaryota, Fungi, Ascomycota, Dothideomycetes, Botryosphaeriales, Botryosphaeriaceae. The record is from RefSeq and is a predicted model, not a curated record. Gene Ontology annotation, molecular function: zinc ion binding; DNA-binding transcription factor activity, RNA polymerase II-specific. Gene Ontology annotation, biological process: regulation of DNA-templated transcription.